Moneuplotes crassus is the source of this 929-nucleotide messenger RNA. NCBI's taxonomy places the organism in Eukaryota, Ciliophora, Spirotrichea, Euplotida, Euplotidae. The record is from the annotation of a GenBank genome assembly.
AUAUCAUAUAAUAUAUAAAGAUGUUCAAUAUUAGAAGAAUCUUAAAUAGAGGUAGCACUCUUACAAAGACUGUUUCUAGAAAAUUCAGUACUGGUGGUGGAGGACCAAAUCUGAAUAAUAUGGCUAGAACUGCAAAUAUGACCUUAUUUGGAAUAGGAUCAGCAGGACUUAUAUAUAUGAUCUACAAAUCCAGAGCUAAUAUUCCACGUCAGGCUCCUCUUAAUGCUUCUCAUCAGGAAGUAAUGGCUUCCCAGAAUACUAUUGCUCAACCAAGAGUUACUCAAGGAUUAAUCAAUCCAGUAGUUGAAUCAAGAGUUCAGAAUGCUCUUGCUUAUUUCUGUGGAGGACUCGGCUUAACUGGUCUCUCUGUUGCAUUGUUCAGAAACACAACCUUGGCUUAUGCCAAUCCUUUCUUGCUGUUCAUUCCAGCAAUUGCUGCCAUGAUUGGAACUCAGUACUUGAACUACCACACUCAAUCAAUCCCAAAGCACUUAACUUGGGGAGCUUUCUGUGGACUAGAGGGUCUUAUGCUUGCUCCACUUAUUAACAUGGCUGGCAUGCCAAUAGUAUUCAACGCUUUGGCUGCUACUGGAGCAAUGAUGGGAGCUCUUGGUGCUUACGCUUACAACACCCCAACUAAAGACUUCCUCUCAAUGGGUGGAGCUUUGUCAAUAGGACUCUGCGGACUUAUUGGAGUCUCAUUCGUCAACAUGUUUUGGCCUUCUCCUCUCUUAAUGUCCCUUUCCCUUUAUGGUGGACUCCUUCUCUUCGGAGGAUUUGUAAUGUAUGACACACAAAAGUUGAUCCACAACGCUAGCACAAAGCCAUCAUGGGACCCAAUCAACGAGAGUAUUGGAAUCUACCUUGAUGCAAUCAUCAUCUUCCAGAAAUUCUUGAUAAUCUUCAUGAACAACAAAAAGAAGAAGUAA